AUGAUUAGGUCUUCUACUAUUACGGUACAUUGGCAUGAUGAGAAUCAGCCAGUCUAUUCUGUGGAUUUUCAACCGAAUUAUGAGGGUAUAAAAAGAUCAUCUCGGUUAGUUACUGGUGGUGGGGAUAAUAAUGUCAGAAUAUGGAAAUUGGUCUAUAAUAGCGAAACAGGGGAUAAUACAGUAGAAUAUUUGACAACAUUGAGAAAACAUACUCAGGCGGUGAAUGUUGUAAGGUUCGACCCAAGGGGAGAGAUACUAGCUACGGCAGGAGACGAUGGAACAUUGAUACUAUGGACAUUGUCAGAUCAUAUAGUUAAGGAGUUUGGAGCUGAGGAGGAUGACGACGUGCAAGAAUCUUGGGUUGUUAAACAUAUAUAUAGGUCUUCUACAUCAGAGAUAUACGACUUAUCGUGGUCUCCUGAUUCAAGGUUCAUUGCGACUGGAUCAAUGGAUAACAUAACUAGAAUCUAUAACGUUUCAACAGGACAGCAAGUUGGACAGCUAGCAGAGCAUAACCAUUACGUGCAAGGUGUUGCAUGGGACCCACGAAAUGAAUUUUUGGCUACACAAUCGGCUGACAGGUCGGUGCAUAUAUAUUCGUUGAAAAAGAAUGAAGAGAAGAAUGACAUUCAACUAGUGCCCACCACGUAUUUCAAGAUUACAAAGGCAGAAUUGCCAAGCACCAAACUUUCCAUAUAUGAUGAUGUGCAGAAAAAGUCUAUAACGGAAAUUGACAAUAUUGAUGAGCUUGAUAAUGAGCCAAAAGAAAGUAAAACCGCGACACCUAUGAGUCCACCUUCGAUCCAUAGUGUCCAAAACGUCAAAUCUCCUGCAAAACAAGUCAAGAAAACAUUAUCCACCGAUACGCUACCAGCAGUGAGACCGAUAUCGACUAACCCGAAGUCAUCAUUAUCAAUAGGAAUGAGGAAUACCUUAUUAUAUCAUUCGGAAACAUUACAAUCUUUUUUCAGACGAUUAACAUUUUCUCCAGAUGGAAGUUUACUCUUGACACCUCUGGGUGUAUUUAAGACAGAAUCGAGUUCUAAGUCACCAAAUAAAACAGAAAGCAGCGAUGACAUAACUAACACAGUGUAUGUUUAUAUUAGGUCAGGAUUAAAUAAAUCCCCUGUCUGUCACAUACCGGGCUUAAAGAAGCCAGCAAUUGCGAUUUCCUUUUCACCAAUUAUAUAUAAGGUAAACGAAAAGACUGAAAAGGAACCAGUUUUCAAGUUACCUUACAAGAUGAUCUUUGCAGUAGCGACGCAAGAUUCGGUAAUAAUAUAUGAUACUGUGAAGCUUAAGCCAUUAGGUUUCGUAUCAAAUUUACACUAUUCAACAAUUACAGACUUAUGUUGGAACAAAGAUGGGCAAAGCAUUGUUGUUGGUUCUGCUGAUGGAUUUUGUUCGAAUAUAGCAUUUGACAAUGGAAGUUUUGGGGAAGUGCAUGCUAAUUCAAGUGAUAAUUGCAAGUUUUGGGAAUCAAAUUUAAACUCAAACAUUGAUGGAAAUGCUAUUGGUGAACAGAAGGAAACGGAAAUGGUGAUUAAUGAAGAGAAACCAAAGGAGAAAGAUUCCAAUGAUAGGAAGACCAUAAUAAAUAUGCUAAAAGAAAAUGAAGUCAAGUCGCAAAAGUCAACUCAGGACAAUGAAUCAAAGACUGCUAACCAACAGUUCUCGAUAGAUCAAUUUAGAGCGAAACCAAUAGAGAAGCAAGACUCGGAACAAUUAAAGAAGAAAAGGAAAAUAGUCCCUACAUUAAUAACUAAAUAG
Molecule: messenger RNA, 1770 nt
Organism: Debaryomyces fabryi
Lineage: Eukaryota; Fungi; Ascomycota; Pichiomycetes; Serinales; Debaryomycetaceae
Gene: CAC2
Product: Cac2p
Exons: 1
Coding region: 1-1770 (589 amino acids)
Biological process (GO): DNA replication-dependent chromatin assembly; nucleosome assembly
Cellular component (GO): CAF-1 complex; nucleus
Molecular function (GO): protein binding
Source: RefSeq, a predicted model, not a curated record